Drosophila albomicans is the source of this 6264-nucleotide messenger RNA. It is a transcript of the gene Toll-7, whose product is annotated as toll-like receptor 7. The transcript has a single exon. Lineage: Eukaryota; Metazoa; Arthropoda; Insecta; Diptera; Drosophilidae. Gene Ontology annotation, molecular function: protein binding. Bases 807 to 5102 code for a protein of 1431 amino acids. The record is from RefSeq and is a predicted model, not a curated record. Gene Ontology annotation, biological process: signal transduction.
UUUUAUAAACAUACAACCUUUGUUUACUUUGCUGAAAUUAGAUUUGAGCCGCUUUGCAAUUUAUUCAAUUUGAAAAACCACUCAAGAACUCACUCAAACUUGCGCUCUCACAUUGAGCAUGGCACACUAGCGCCAACCGGCCAUGCAGCGGCCGCAAAAGUAACUAAACGUCAUGAGAGAGCGGGAGAGCGAGAGAGCCACACAUCGUUUUAUCGAGCCGAGCGAGCACAUGCGCCUCCUUCGUGCAGUGUGUGUGUUUUAACGCUCUCUGUCCCACUCUCUCACUCUCUAUGGUUGGCGUUGCGAGUCGUGUGCGGCAAUUGUAAUUGUCGUUAGUCGAACGGCUUUGACUGUGACUAUUGGCGAAGUAGGAAAACAGUUCGAGUGCGAGCGCCGUACGGUACGGACGUGUGCAGCACGCACAAAAAUUUUCAAAUUGAAUAAACGCAAAAUCGCUAAAGAGCAAAGAGAAAAAAAGUAAUACCAACCGAAAAAAAAUAAAGUGCAGAAAAUGAAAAUUGAAUUGGAUUAAAGAAAUGCCAAAACAGAGCAAGUGUUUAAGAUUGCGAAAUACCCAAAAAAUAAAGCAAUUCAAUUAAAGUGCGUAACUUCGUGUGUGUAUCUUUGUGAUGUGUGUGUGUGACGACUAACAGUGACUAAAAAUGUCAAUUCCAUGUACACAAAACUAAGCAACAGCAGCAUUGUGCAUCGCAUUAGAUACCCUAGAAAAACAAAAACAACAUCCCCUUCCCCCACCCAUACACACACACCUACACAACACCAACACAACCAAAAAGCAAACACAAAUGGAGCCUAGGCUUCAAUUACUGCUCCUUGCGCUGCUCGCCAUCAGCGCCAGCUGCAGCGCUGCCAACGACGACAGCAGCGCAGCCAGCGUGAUGUUAGGCGGCAGCAGCAGCAGCAGCGGGAGCGGCAGCGUCAGUCUCUCCAGCGAUUAUACUUCGCUGCUCGCUGCCUCGUCGUCGUCAGCCGCACAACUCCCCGCUGCCUCCUCGCCCGCACCCGCGCACAGUGGGCCGGUGAAUCAGUGUAGCUGGAGCUACAAUGGCAGCAGCGGCAUCGUCCACUGUGCGCUGCGACUGAUUGAACGGCAGCCAGGACUCGAUCUCCAAGGAGCCGAUGGCAGCAGCCAGCUGACGAUCAAGUGCAGCGAUUUGUAUCUCUUCGAGUCGACGCUGCCCACAGCGGUCUUUGCCCGCCUGCAGACUCUGGACACUCUACGGGUGGAGUCCUGCAAGUUGCUGCAGUUGCCCAACAACGCCUUCGAAGGACUGAGCACGCUCAAGACACUCAAGCUGAGCACGCGGAAUGGAGAAUGGGGAGCAGCGAAAGUCCUGGAACUCUACCCGGAUUCGUUGAACGGACUUAAACAGCUGACGGAACUGGAUCUGAGCGAUAACAAUUUGCGGGGCUUGCCUGCGGGUUUCUUAUGCCCGGUGGGCAAUCUGCAGACGCUGAAUUUGACCAGGAAUCGCAUUCGGACCGCGGAGCAAUUGGGUUUCGCGGAUCUCAAUUGCAGCGGGGCAGCUGCCACGGGAAGUGGCAGCGAGUUGCAGCUGCUCGAUGCGAGUCACAACGAGCUGCGCUCUAUCACAGAGAGUUGGGGAAUCUCGAGAUUGCGGAGAUUGCAGCACUUAAAUCUGCAGCACAACAACAUCUCAGAAUUGUCCGGGGAAGCCUUGGCUGGACUUGCCUCACUGCGAAUUGUGAAUCUGAGCAACAAUCACCUGGAGACGCUGCCCGAGGGACUUUUCGCAGGCAGCAAGGAACUGCGUGAGAUUCAUCUGCAACACAACGAGCUGUAUGAGCUGCCCAAGGGACUCUUUCAUCGCCUGGAACAGUUGCUGGUUGUCGAUUUAUCCGGCAAUCAGUUGACCUCAAAUCAUGUGGACAACACAACGUUUGCCGGUCUCAUUCGUUUGAUUGUGCUGAACCUCGCUCACAAUGCUUUGACCAGGAUUGAUUAUCGGACAUUUAAGGAGCUUUACUUUCUGCAGAUCCUGAAUCUGCGCAACAAUUCGAUUGGCCACAUCGAGGACAACGCUUUUCUGCCCCUCUACAAUCUGCACACCUUGAAUCUCGCUGAGAAUCGACUACAUACCCUGGACGACAAGCUCUUCAACGGGUUGUAUGUGCUGUCUAAGCUGACGCUGAACAACAAUUUAAUCAGUGUGGUUGAGACUGCGGUGUUUAAGAACUGUUCAGACUUAAAGGAACUUGAUUUGAGUUCCAAUCAGCUGAACGAAGUGCCGCGUGCUCUGCAGGAUUUGGCCAUGUUGCGAACGUUGGAUUUGGGCGAGAAUCAAAUACGCACCUUUGACAAUCAGAGCUUUAAGAAUCUUCAUCAGCUCACGGGAUUGCGUCUGAUUGAUAAUCAGAUUGGGAAUAUCACGGUUGGCAUGUUUGCCGAUCUGCCGCGUUUGAGUGUAUUGAACCUCGCUAAGAACCGCAUCCAGAGCAUUGAGCGUGGUGCCUUCGACAAGAACUACGAACUGGAAGCGAUUCGCCUGGACCGCAAUUUCCUCUCCGACAUCAACGGAGUGUUUGCUACGCUUGUGUCGCUGCUUUGGCUGAAUCUCUCGGAGAAUCAUCUCGUCUGGUUCGAUUACGCCUUCAUUCCGUCGAAUCUCAAGUGGCUGGACAUCCACGGCAACUACAUUGAAGCCCUGGGAAAUUACUACAAGCUGCAGGAGGAGAUUCGAGUCAGGACUCUCGAUGCCAGUCAUAACCGCAUCACGGAGAUUGGUCCCAUGUCCAUUCCCAACACCAUCGAGCUGCUGUUCAUCAACAACAAUCUGAUUGGCAACGUCCAACCGAACGCUUUCGUGGACAAAUCAAAUCUGGCUCGUGUGGAUCUCUACGCCAAUCAGCUGAGCAAGUUGCAACUGCAACAAUUACGCAUCGCUCCGGUUGCUGCCCCCAAAGCUCUGCCCGAAUUCUACCUUGGCGGAAAUCCCUUCGAGUGCGAUUGCACCAUGGAUUGGCUGCAGCGCAUCAACAACCUGACCACACGGCAGCAUCCGCGUGUCAUGGACAUGCCUAACAUCGAGUGCGUCAUGCCACAUGCUCGUGGCGCCGCCGUGCGUCCCCUGAGCACUCUGCGUUCUCAGGACUUUCUCUGUCGCUACGAAUCGCAUUGUUUCGCUUUGUGUCACUGCUGCGAUUUUGAUGCCUGCGACUGCGAGAUGACUUGUCCCCACAACUGCACCUGCUACCACGAUCAGAUCUGGUCCACGAACGUCGUGGAUUGCGGCAACCAACAGACCAUGGAGCUGCCACGCCGUGUGCCAAUGGAUUCGAGCAUCGUUUACCUCGAUGGCAACAAUUUCCCUGUGCUCAAGAAUCACGCAUUCAUCGGGAGGAAGAACCUCAAAGCAUUGUAUGUUAAUGGCAGCCAAGUGGCAUCGAUACAGAAUCGCACUUUCGCCAGUCUGGCCACAUUGCAGCUGCUGCAACUCUCCGAUAAUCGACUGCAGACGUUGCACGGCUACGAAUUCGAGCAGUUGUCCGCGCUGCGUGAACUCUAUCUGCACAACAAUCAGCUGGGAAACAUUGAGAACGCAACUCUUGCGCCUUUGGUCUCCUUGGAGCUACUGCGUCUUGACGGCAAUCGUCUGGUCACACUGCCCAUCUGGCAGCUGCAUGCCACGCACUUUGGUCAGCGCUUAAAGAGCAUUUCGCUGGGUCGCAAUCCCUGGAGUUGCCGCUGUCAGUUCCUCCAGGCGCUCACCUCGUACGUGGCGGACAACGCUUUGAUUGUGCAGGACGCGCAGGACAUUUACUGCAUGGCUGCCCCUGGAAGUGGCAACACGGCUCUGGGCUACGAGGCAAGCAUCGCAGCUGCCACCGAGAAACGCGAGCUCGACUUUAACGCCACAGGCGCCGCUUGCACCGAUUAUUACUCAGGUGGUUCGAUGUUGCAACACGGAAUUCCAGAGUCUUACAUCCCGCUACUUGCUGCUGCCUUGGCGCUUGUUUUCCUCCUCGUUGUCGUCAUCAUUGUGUUCGUCUUCCGCGAGUCCCUCAGGAUCUGGCUCUUUGCGCACUACGGCGUCCGUGUCUUUGGUCCACGCUGCGAGGAGUCCGAGAAGCUCUACGAUGCGGUGCUCCUCCACUCGGCUAAGGACUCGGAGUUUGUUUGCCAACAUAUCGCCAGCGAACUGGAGACGGGUCGCCCCGCAUUGCGUGUCUGUCUGCAGCAUCGAGAUCUCGCCCAUGAUGCCACACACUAUCAACUGCUUGAGGCAAGUCGCGUGUCGCGUCGAGUUGUCAUUCUGCUCACACGCAACUUCCUGCAGACCGAAUGGUCGCGUUGCGAGCUGCGUCGCUCGGUGCACGAUGCUCUAAGGGGCAGGCCACAGAAAUUGGUCAUCAUCGAGGAGCCCGAGGUGGCCUUUGAGGCGGAGAGCGACAUCGAGUUGUUGCCCUACCUAAAGACUUCGGCGGUGCAUCGCAUUCGACGUAAUGAUCGUCACUUCUGGGAGAAGCUGCGCUACGCCCUCCCCGUGGAUUACCCCACGUAUCGGGGCAACAACUAUACCCUAGACCACAACCACGAGCGCAUCAAGCAGCCCGCCAGUCCUGGUCUGCUCUAUCGCCAGGCGCCGCCGCCUGCCUACUGCGGUCCAGCGGAGGCGGCUGUGGCAGCUUCCGCAGCAGCUGCUGCUGAGCAGAACUACUCGACUGCCACCACAGCCACGCCCAGUCCCAGGCCACAGCGUCGCGGGGAGCGAGAGGCGGGAGGGGCUGCAAUCGGACCACAUCACUUGCAUGCGCAGUAUUAUCAGCAUCACGGCAUGCGACCGCCAUCGGAGCACAUCUACUCCAGCAUAGACUCGGACUACUCCACGCUGGACAACGAGCAGCACAUGCUGAUGCAGCAACAGCAGCAGCAGCAACCUAGCAGCUUGCCCCUAGAUGCCCAGCGAGCGCAGACCUGGCGACCACAGCCGAAGCAGCAGCUGCAGCAGCAACAUGCGGGCACAAUGGUCAAGGCGACUCCUCAGCAGCAGACGGGACAGCAGUCGGGAGCACAGUCGGGACAGCAGCAAGGUCCACAUGUGCAGGCGUAUCUCGUAUAGAGCAGAGGAAGAGUGGGGUAAGAGAGUGAGAGAGAGAGAGAGAGAGAGAGAGACACAGCGAGACAGUAAGAGAGAUAAAGACAGAGAGAGAGAGAGAGAGAGAGAGAAGAGGGGGAGAGCUAGAGAGUUGACAGUGAUUUCUUUGGGGACUGGUUCCUGUGCAUCAUUUUAAUUACUAAAAUAUGUGCGACUAAAACUAAGCGAGAGAGAGAGAGAGGAAGAGAGGGAGACAGCAGGUAGUGUUAUUUUGUUUAGUCAGUGCAAAGUCAGUUUAGUUGCACUAAACAAACAUAAAUCCAAGUACACUAAACACACACAAGAUGCAACUCAAAGAUACAAAACACAAUUGCAGUUCCCUCUCUCUUUUUCAACUCGCAUGUGUGAGGAGCGAAACAGCAACAAAACUCUAGAAAGAAAGACAGAGAGAGGAAGCGAGUGCUAGAGGGCGCCCUAUAACAAUGUCAAGCUGCAAAGUUUUCUAAAGUUACCACUCGAGUGGAACUUUUGUUUCUUGUGGUUGGUUGUUCGUUUCCCCCUCAUUCAUUUUCAUUUUCUCAUUUUCUUAGCUGCAAAUGCGUUUAGAGCAUUUCUCUGAUAACUUUUUAAUAUGCUUUUAAUCAGUUCAAGCCAAAACAAAACAGCACAAAACUACAGCAAACAGAGAGAAAAGCAAGCUUAAGAUUUAUGAGCUGAAAACUUUCCAGCUGAGAUUUUCAAUCCUUCGCAUGUGAAAAGCUAAUGCCGGAGAUUGACUUUGUUUAUUCGGGAUUUUGUUUAAUUCUAUUAAAAUUCCAUUUUAAUUCGAAAUAUUUUUAAUGCACUUCCAAAGAAGAGAUUCAAGUGAAUCGAUUUGCUGCUUUAAAUGAACCUUUAUUUGCUUACACGUACACGAAAAAAAGUCUGGCCACACUGGCAUUGCUCUGCUCUUUGAAUCCUGCUCGAUGCUGCUUUGAUCUUUUGUAAAUAUGAGAAAACUUGAUAUGCCUAAAAUAGAGUUAAGCGAAUGCCACUGCAAAUACGUAGUCUCCUACAAUUAAUUCAAUAAUCACAUUCGAAGAGAAAACCACUUGUAAACACAUUCACAAAAGAAGAAGAAAGAAACUUAGCUAGCAAACGGUAAAAGUAAAAGAACUUCAAAGAGAUAUUUAAAAAAAAAUAAUAA